Opisthocomus hoazin is the source of this 384-nucleotide messenger RNA. The record is from RefSeq and is a predicted model, not a curated record. NCBI's taxonomy places the organism in Eukaryota, Metazoa, Chordata, Aves, Opisthocomiformes, Opisthocomidae.
AUGAACAAAGAUACCCUGACUGAUAAACACGAAGUUUUUUACAACGACAGUGGUGAAACCCUGGCACAGCUGAAAUGUGGGAACUGUGGUGAAGUUUCUGAGAAAUGGCAGUGUCUGCGAUUGAUGGACAGUGCUCCCCUGAAAGGAGGCAGAGGAAGUGCCACCAUGGUGCAGAAAUGCAAGCUGUGCUGCAGGGAGAACUCCGUUGAUAUUUUAAGUCAGACAAUCAAACCUUACAAUGGAGGGUUUGUCGCUGAAGGUGCAGAAUCUGGCACACCUUUUAAUGACAUAAACUUGUUAGAAAAGGAUUGGAAUGACUAUGACGAAAAAACAAAGGAAUCUGUUGGAAUCUAUGAAGUUACCCAUAAAUUUGUAAAAUGCUGA